AUGACUUCAGCUAGCAAGAGAUACACCUGGUCUCGUCAGUUAUCGAGAAAUGAUCCUCAGAGACAGAGGCAUACCGAUCUGGGGCUUGCUGAGGCCCUUCCAGUUUCACUUGAUGACAUUAUAGGAGGCUAUAACAGAGAGUACAAGCUUUGCUUGAGAAAACUUCUGAAUACUCCUGUGUCUUCGGAUACGGACGCCAUCUUAGGGCUUCCAAAUGGGGCGUGCCAUUGCCAGCCAGCCCUAGUCCAGGGCCUGUUGGAUUUCGCCCUGAUCAUGAAGACACUUGCAAGACGCAAACCCGCCGAGACAGGCAUCAACAGUGCUGAACUACAUCAAGAUGUAGAUUCACAAGCCGGAAUGUGGGAGUUCCCGAUCAAGACUUCCGCUUAUGGUGACUUUUCGCCGAGUGCCGCGGCAUGCCAUCAUUUCUCUUUGGGGCCGGUUCCGGUCACGGUCGUCGAGCUGAUGCUUAUCUCCGGUUGCGCUCACGGAUCUUGCUGCUUUCGAUGA
Aspergillus homomorphus CBS 101889 is the source of this 510-nucleotide messenger RNA. RefSeq lists its product as uncharacterized. The transcript has 5 exons. Lineage: Eukaryota; Fungi; Ascomycota; Eurotiomycetes; Eurotiales; Aspergillaceae. Bases 1 to 510 code for a protein of 169 amino acids. The record is from RefSeq and is a predicted model, not a curated record.